Helobdella robusta is the source of this 459-nucleotide messenger RNA. RefSeq lists its product as hypothetical. The record is from RefSeq and is a predicted model, not a curated record. Gene Ontology annotation, biological process: actin filament severing; cell motility; actin filament fragmentation. The transcript is spliced from 2 exons. Gene Ontology annotation, molecular function: actin filament binding. Gene Ontology annotation, cellular component: actin cortical patch; cytoplasm; actin cytoskeleton. Bases 1 to 459 code for a protein of 152 amino acids. Lineage: Eukaryota; Metazoa; Annelida; Clitellata; Rhynchobdellida; Glossiphoniidae.
AUGGCUUCUUCGGGCGUAUCAGUUAAAGAUGAUGUUGUUAACGAAUUCAACAACAUCAAAAUUGGCCAUAAGUAUCGUUUUAUUCAAAUGAAACUAUCGACUGACAGGACGGCCAUUGAAAUUGAAAAAACUGUAGAAUCCGGCAAAGCUGACAAAUCUCCAGCAGAAGGUAAGAAAGCUUACGAGGAGUUUGUUCACCAGUUGCCUUCUGACGACUGCCGCUACGCAAUUUAUGAUUUCCAUUUUGAGACCAACAAUGCAGGCUCCAGGGACCAACUGAUUUUCAUUGUUUGGUGCCCUGAAAAUGCUCCAACCAAAUCAAAGAUGUUGUAUGCAUCAAGCAAGGAUGCUCUCAAGAAAAAAUUGGUGGGCAUCACCCAUGAGAUUCAGGCCAAUGAACACAGUGAUUUAAACCAUAGUGAGAUUACUGAUAAAGUACUCAGCAGAGUUGUCAAUUGA